Ruditapes philippinarum (Manila clam) is the source of this 5272-nucleotide messenger RNA. Its product is annotated as monocarboxylate transporter 12-like. The record is from RefSeq and is a predicted model, not a curated record. The coding region runs from base 431 to 2551 and encodes 706 amino acids. Gene Ontology annotation, molecular function: monocarboxylic acid transmembrane transporter activity. The transcript has 11 exons. Gene Ontology annotation, biological process: transmembrane transport; monocarboxylic acid transport. Lineage: Eukaryota; Metazoa; Mollusca; Bivalvia; Venerida; Veneridae.
CAUGGUCAAGUUGAGCUGAAUUUACUUUAUAUUUGAAAAGAUUGACUGUCAAAAUGGUGUUUGACCAAGAGUUGAUAUUGGAAAAUGUUUAGGAUAAAAUUAUAAAUCUGUCUAAAAUUUAAAAAGACUGCCCCACUCUGCUUAUAAACUAAGCGUUAUAGGUAAAUCGUAAUGGAUAUUAACAGAAAUUUCGUUUGGAUUUGUGAGUUAUUUAUUGUUUAUGCGAACUUAAUUAUUAAAUUAAUAGGAAUUAUGGCAAAAUGAAAACUUAUUUGACUUUCACCCAUUCACUCACUAUUUACCCUAGGAUGGGCAUAAUGUCACUUUAAACAUAGCACAUGAUAACUCAUAUAAUAAAGGUUGUCGUGGAGAUAACUGUAAAGAUAGCUUGAUAGUCUGUUCAGACAGACAUAGCUUAAACAACUGUGUAAUGGGGAAGAAUUCGCUUAAAGCUAACAUGUAUCAAACUGAUGGUGGGUAUGGAUGGAUUGUUGUAGCUUGUACAUUCUUCAUUGGAUUUAUCAUAGAUGGCUUGGCGUAUUCGUUUGGGACAUUGCUGGUGGAAUUGCUGGAGCAAUUCAAACAGGACAGGGCAUCUACUGUGGUCAUUGGCUCAGUCUUGUCAGGAGUUAUGUACCUUAUAGGACCAUUAGCCGGAGCCUUGUCUGACAUAUAUGGUUGUCGUAUCAUCGUGUUCUGUGGAGCUGUUAUCAGUAGCGUUGGUUUCGUCAUCAGCUUUUUUGCCACGAGCGUCAUGUAUCUUUACUUCUCGUAUGGUCUACUUGGGGGCAUUGGUUUCGGAAUCAUGUUCUUACCAGCAGGUGUAUGCGUCAUUCAACACUUCACGGAACGUCGUGCUCUUGCCAAUGGCAUUGCCGUAUGUGGUUCAGGUGUUGGAAUGUUUGUAAUGAAUCACCUUUCUAGAUUUUUGCUUGAUCACUAUGGGUGGAGAGGAACUGUUUUGUUGUUCGCAGGAAUUUCACUACAAGGCACCGCACUGGGACUUCUGCUUUUACCACCACUACCGAAAAUGAAAGUUGUCGACCCGAUGCUUUGUGAUACACCGAAGAUAUUUGUUGUUGAGGGAAAAGGUUUAAUUAUGGAUUCCCUUUUAAAAGAAGGUAAUGGUAGAGAAAAUAAGAUUGACAAAGAAAGUAGAUAUGGCUGGGUAGUUGUCAUGGCAACAUUUUUCAUCUCCUUGAUUGUAGAUGGUUUGUUUUAUUCUUUUGGAAUAUUGUUCGUGGAAUUACUGGAGUAUUUCCAACAGGAGAGAAGUUCAACGGUCGCUAUAGGGUCGAUUAUGUUUGGAUUUAUGUAUCUCAUUGGACCUGUGGCAGGAGCACUAUCAAAACUGUACGGAUGUCGGUUAAUCGUCAUCAUUGGUGCAAUAAAUAGCUGUGUGGCAUUUGUAAUUAGUUCUUUUGCAACAAGUGUGCUAUAUCUGUCUAUAACAUACGGCUUUCUUGGUGGUUUAGGCCUUGGAUUAAUUUUACUUCCGGCAUACGUAUGUUUGAUACAACAUUUCAACAAACAUCGCUCUUUAGCCAAUGGCAUAGCUUGUUGUGGUUCAGGGCUUGGAACUUUUGUGAUGAAUCAUUUGACUCGAUACUUUCUCGAUCAGUACGGUCUCAGAGGAACGAUUCUACUUCAGGGAGGACUUGUUCUGCAAUGCGUUGUUUUAGGACUACUCUUGUUGCCUCCAAACCGAACAGUCGACGGACGUUCUCUUAGUCCAGCUAAAGGCAAAAACAUGCGCAAUAAGUCAACUGAAUAUAUAACAUCUGAACGAACCUGUUGUUCUUGUUUCUUUUUAUCGGAUGUUAACACUAAAAAAGAUAUAGAACUGACAACGUUAAAUGUAAAUACACAAGAAAACGCACCCACGGUUGAUAACAUCGACAGUUUAAACAACAACAAACGAGAAAGUUUUAAGACAAUGAAAACAUUCGUUCACCUUGUUUUCAACAGAAAACUUCUAACAAGUGUCAUGCUCUGGUCGUUUCUAUUUUGUAAUUUCACGGUGCAGCUCGCUUACACCAUUCCGUUUAAUCUUUUACCUGAUCAGUCUGUUGAAAAGGGAAUAAGUAAGCAUCAGGUGUCAUGGAUUAUGUCCUCAGUAGGUAUAACAAAUACGUUGGGCAGAGUUCUCCUCGGCUGGUUGGCAGACAAUAAAUGUAUACACAGACUGUCUUUGCUUAAGCUCUUGUUAUUGUUGGCUGGGCUAUCAACAGCUGUAUCACCAUUGUUCACCACAUUUACAACAAAGCUCUUGUAUGCAUGUAUAUAUGGGUUUUUGGUUGGAGGGUACGUGGUAUUAUGUCCUGUUGUUUUGGCUGAUCUCUUUGGCACCGAAUUGAUAGCUCAAUCAUUAGGGCUAUGGAUGUUUGCUUGUGGACUAGCAGGCUCGAUUGCUUCACCAGUAGGAGGUUUCCUCUAUGACGUCACUGGUUCAUAUGAUACAACCUUCUUUGUUGCCGGGCUGGAGUUUGUAAUUGGCGGGUUAUUGUUAUUUAUUCCUAGAUGUCUAGCUAGAUCCAAAAGAUUUAGAUAAAGUCGUAUUUUUUAUAUCAAAUGCUUUUAACUGUUUAUAAUUCACAAUUCAAAAAAAUACACUUGAAUAUAAUGAAUUUAAAAAAGAAUUUAGAAAAAAAUAAAUAAGCUGUUAAUGAUAUUUGAAUUCAUGAAGUAGUUUCAAAUAUGAUAAAAUUCAAAUUUGCAAAAGGGAUUGAAGGAAUGCUUCCCCAAACAAAGGACCACCAGGAAGGAAACCAAGCUUGGUUUAAAAGAACCAUAAAUUAUUAGUUUAAAAAUACAAAAUUACAGCAUUGAAGAAUGAAACACAAGUUAAAGGCACUGUAGUCUAUAUUCCAAAUAUAAACUAUAAGUAAUCAACAUUAUUUCUCAACUCAAAUCGUUUUAAGAUGAUUUUUUAAGAUUAACGCUGAUAAUUUUCUGGGAACUUUUUCAUUUAAUCAUGUAAACAAUUAGAUAAAUUGAAAAAACCACAUUUCAUUUUACAAGUUGUUCUUAUCGGGAAAUUUUAAAAAUGCAUGAUUAUCAUCCUUUAGAUUUCUUUUCAUUAUGAGACAAUUGCUUCAAUAUUUACUAUUGACAAAUUUAAUUUUUAGAAUGCAUAGCAUCUUGUUGCUCUUGCUGUGUUAUUUCAUUUUGCAUACCAAUAUUGUAUAAAACAAUGCAUUUGAUACUCAUUUUACUCAUUCCAUAUUUUAUUGAAAACUUAAUACUGUAAAACAUAACAUACUAAGCAAGAUCACUAAAAGUAAGUUCAUAUACAAUUUUCAAAUAUUUUGUAUAACUUGACAGAAUAAGUUUCAGCCAGUUUUUAAUAACAUUAACAGCGUUCAAUAUGAUACUCUCCCUACUUCACCAUUUAUAAAUUUAUGGUGUGUUUACCUCCUAACAUCUUAUUUUUUCGCACUAUUGCUUGCGUGUAUAUUUUUACAACAUAAGACUAUCAAGAAAUACCCUGUUUGGCGAUCCACAGUUCUGACCUAGGAAAUAAUUAUAUAGAAGAGAUAUGGUAUUUUUUUAACUGACAUACAAGGGGGCAAAAGAUAACAAUAAAUUACAUGACGAAUAAAAUGACUUUAGAAGAAAACGUAGUACUCUUGAUCGCAUUUCGUCACUUUCUAGUUAUACAUCAAUGAUUUGAUUACAUAUUUGAAAUCAUUCAAUGAAAGAAUUGAUAUUGGUGGUGAAAGAAAAUGUAUCUUAUUAUAUGCUGACGACAUUUUGUUGCUUGCUGAGAACUCAAAUGAUUUACAGUGUCUGUUAAAUGCUCUUAAUGACUGGUGUUCUGUGAAUGAUAUGAACAUUAAUUGUGAAAAAAGCAAAGUUGUACAUUUUAGACAUGUCGCAAUAACUAUAAUUUUCACUUGUGGCAACGAUGUAAUUGAAAUUGUGGAUAGAUAUAAACAUUAAGAUCUAAUUUUAACUGAACCUUUAGUCUUUAAUAUAACUGCUAAACAUGUAGCUCAAAGUGCAGGAAGUGCACUGGGACUUGUUAUAGCGAAAUGCAAAUGUUUAGGAGGCGUUUCAUACGCUGUCUACACCAAAUUUUAUGAUUCUAUUGUGUGGCCCGUGAUCAACUACGGUGCAGCGGUUUGGGAUGACCGGUCUUUCUCAUGUGUUACUCCGUCCAUAAUAAAGCCUUGAGGUUCUUUCUGUGUGUUGGUUAAUAUACACCUUACGCGGCACUUGCAGGUGAGAUUGCCUGGCAACCACCAGUUGUUCGCCAAUGGAAAUCUAUAUUUACGUUUUGGGCCCGUUUAAGUAAUACAAACUCGUCCAGGUUGAAUAAGAUACUUGCAUUAUGGGCUCAUGGUAAAGCAAACAGUAAUUGUAAAACUUGGUAGUUUCGUGUUAAGUCAACAUUGUUUGAAUGUAGACUCAGCAAUUUUAUGACAUUUCUUACAAUGUUUAAAAACAUGCUAUUGUUCAUAUUGCUAUAUCCUUUUUGACGAAUGAAUAUGAAUGCGACUGGAAACAGCUUAUCAAUAGAUCUGUAGGUAGUUCAGGUAGAGGAAGAAAUAAACUAAGAACAUAUUGUACAAAGAUUAUAAUGUUGGGAAUUAUUGCACGUUGAAUGUGCCACCUUUACAUAGAUCUGCAUUCUGUAAAUUUCGCUAUGGUGUUGCUCCCAUUAAAUAGAAAACUGGAAGAUAUGAAAACAUAAGUGAACAAAACCGUACGUGUCCAUUUUGUGUAAAUAACGUUGAAUUAGGAUCUCAUUUUACAGUGCUCAAUUUAUGAUGAUUACAGACGAAACUUAUUUCAUAAGGCGGCGGCCGUUGAUCCAGAAUUUUAUAACAAGUCAGAUAAUGAUAAACUUGUGUUUCUUUUUACAAAUACCUCCUUAAUUAGAAUAUGUGCCAAAACAUGUUUCGAUAUUCUAAAAAGACGUAAAGCUUAUCUUUGUUAAUAAUAUUCUAGUAGAUGCUUAUCAUUUCACUUUAUUAUUAUUAUUUUUACUUUUAUGAUGAUAUAAGUGCUCCUCUUUUAACUACAAAGUCGUACUGUUUUAUUUUACCUUUGUUUUUACAUGCGAUCAGAGCAUCUGUUUCUUAGUUUUAUCAUGUAAAUUGUCAUUGCUAUGAAAUGCUAUAUAUAUCAAUGUGUUUUAUACAUUUGUAGUCUCCUGUAGUUCUGUAUAGAAUGGCUUUAUACAUGUUCUUAUGAUAUGUAUUUAGGUUGCAUUAUGUUGUACCAUGUAUAUAGAUGAGACUUUAAUAAAUAAAUAAAUACAAGGGCA